Messenger RNA from Durusdinium trenchii, 798 nucleotides. The record is from the annotation of a GenBank genome assembly. NCBI's taxonomy places the organism in Eukaryota, Dinophyceae, Suessiales, Symbiodiniaceae.
AUGAGCCUCUCUGGGUGCUCCAUGAGAGAAACAGCUGAAGCAGCUGAAAGUCGUAUUCAAGAGCUGCUGCGCUUGAUUGAAAACACCGAAGAGAGGAAUGCGAGUGCCAGAGCUGCAGCCGAGCGCUGGAGGCAAAUUGCCCUCAACUUGUUGAUCGUUGGAGUGGUCCCUUUUUCAGCCACAACCGAAAACGGGACCUCUGCUGAUUGGGGAGAGCUUAUGCAAGUUUUGGCGGCGCAACAUCUGCAAGAGCAAGAAUCGUUGACAAUGAGUUUGUGCCAGCAAGUUGGCCAGAGUCAACGUACGCUGUGUUUGCGUGAAGAGUGUCAUGGUCUUGAAUCCCAUGAGGCUGCUGUGAGGGCAAGCAUCCAUUGCCAGCAACAGAAGCAAGAGCAGCUGUUGCGGGAAAGAAACACUUUUGAAACAUGGAGGAGAGCAACAGCAAGCAUCUCGACUCCAGCCCCCAAUGUCCAAGAAUCCCAAGAUGCUUUUCUGGAGGAAGUGCGGCAGCUAGAUUAUUUGAUUCAUGAUUUGCAGCGUGAGUCUGCAGGUUUGUGGGUUGAAGAGCGAAGGAGUGACUUGGAAGUCAGAUGCUUGGAGAAAGGCCUUGCGCUUCUUCAUGCAAAACUUGAUCGGUGUGAGGAACAACUUAAGAGCUAUCGUGGCCAGACCCAUGAUUUUGGAAGCUGGUUGAUGUCCCAACAACGCAAAAAUGCACUUCUGCGUGAUGAGAUUGCUGAAGUGGGAACCAUUUGCCACAAGUGGCGUCCGCACAAUCAAAAUGAGGGGCUGCGCUGA